UCAAUCACAAAAAAACUGACGUCGUUCGUACAUUGGGUACGCCGUGUCGCCUAGGUGGAUUGUACACUUACAUCAACAUUAAAGUGGAAUAAAAUGUCGCGGAUUUACGUAAACAGAGACGCCGCUUCAUCGCUUUUAUUCACCGAUUCUUAAUCAUCACGGGUCAGCUUUGAAGUUGGCGGCGGGAGGCCUAAUUUCGUAUUAAAUCAGCAAUAUUUCAUGGAGAAGAGUGACGUCCUUCUUCACCACAGCAGCUGCACACUUCAGUCCCCGCUGAAUAAAAUAUGAACUGAGGACCUCUUCCUCUGCUCCACGUCACAUAUCUCUGCGCCACCUGCUCGUCGCUGCCGCCCGCCCUUCAACACAAGAGUCGCCCGCCUCGCCUCGUCUCACCUGGACAGAGAAAUGCGCGUGCACGUGUUUUACCGGGUGCACGACCGCGUCUGAGUGAUUUUUCAGCCACGCUUUCAUUCUCAUCAGAGAGGCCGUUUUCCACUUGACUGACACCAACACUCAUAUUGCAAAGAAGCAUGGGUAGGAAAAAGAUUCAGAUCCAAAGGAUCACCGACGAAAGGAACAAGCAGGUGACAUUUACAAAGAGAAAGUUCGGCUUGAUGAAGAAAGCCUACGAGCUGAGUGUGUUGUGCGACUGCGAGAUCGCCCUGAUCAUCUUCAACCACGCCAACAAGCUGUUCCAGUACGCCAGCACCGACAUGGACAAGGUCCUGCUCAAAUACACCGAGUACAACGAGCCGCACGAGAGCCGGACCAACGCAGACAUCAUUGAGACUUUAAGAAAGAAAGGAUUCAACGGCUGCGACAGUCCAGAGCCGGACGGCGAAGACUCAAUCGACCAGAGUCCUCUUAAUGAUGACAAGUUUCGUAAGACCACAGAGGACCUGGAUGUUCUCUUCAAACGCUACGGACAGACAGCUGCUGCCUCCCAAACAUUCUCCAUGCCAGUCACAGUACAGGCAACCAAUCAGAGCACAUUGCAAUUUACCAACCCGGGCAGCGCACUGGUAACUACCUCCUAUGUCACAUCAUCAUCUCUCACGGAUACCCACCUGCUGUCGCCACAGCAACCGGCUCUUCAGAGAAACACAGUGUCGCCUGGGUUGCCACAGCGACCAGCCAGUGCAGGAGCACUUCUCGGAGAUCUGAAUAAUUCAAACGGAGGAUGUCCAAGUCCAGUCCCUAAUGGAUACACCAGCGCCAGGGCCUCCCCAGGUCUGCUCACCGUCUCCAACGGCAACAGUCUGGGGAAAGUAGUCCCGGCCAAGUCUCCGCCCCCACCUCCCAGCCCACAGAUGGUCAACAGCCGUAAGCCAGACCUCCGAGUCAUCACCUCACAGGGCGGGAAGAGCCUCAUGCAGAUGACAGAGGAUGAGCUGGAAUUGGUAAACGAGAACGCUCAGCGGCUGGCGGCUGGAGCCCAGGUGGCACAAUCCCUCACCACGCCGGUGGUGUCUGUCACCACACCGAGCCUCCUGGCUCAAGGGCUGCCCUUCUCCGCCAUCCCCACAGCGUACAACACAGAGUACCAGCUUACCAGCGCAGACCUCACCGCUCUACACGCUCUGGCAUCACCCGGCGGCUUGUUGCCAACCAGCGUGUCGACAUGGCAACAGCAGCAGGUGGUCUCCCAGCAACCGCAGCCUCAGCAACAACAGCAAACGCAACAGCAGCAACUGAAUCUCGCAUCACUUAGCAACUUGGUCAUGUGGGGCGUGGACAAACAGAGCAGCGAGCUGUCUAGCCAAGUGUCCAGUCUGGCUGCCAAUCUGAGUGUUGGCUCUCCAUCCAACCUGCUCUUGGGUAGAGAUGAGUGGUUGGGCCGGCCAGUGACCAACAUCCCUCAGGGCGCCAUGCUGACAGUCAACACCAGUUCCAGCGUGAGCAUCAAAUCGGAGCCCGUCUCACCCGGCCGGGAUCGGAGCACACCCUGUCCUCCACCGUCCUCCACCACACCGUCCUCAACGUCAGCUGGAGCCAUUCUGACCGCUCCGCCCCAGUACCCCGGGUCCCUGCUGUGCCUGGAGCCCCCGACUGGACGCUCUCCUGCUGACAGCGUGAGCAGCAACGCCAGCUCUUUCGAAGGCAGCGAUCGAGAUGACGCCAGCGCUAGCGGCGGUGGCGGCACAGCCGGCGGCACCGGUGCCGAACUCCUCAGGUCAUCAAACGAACCAGAGCAGGAUGGAGGGAACAUAAAGCGCAUGAGGUUGGACGCCUGGGUCACAUAAACGACAGGUGUAUUGGAGUUUUGGUGACUUUGAAACACUUUAAUGCACCGUCAUCAUUAGCCCCACCCGUCCCCCUACUGCCCCCACCCCACUGCUACGUGACACUAUCAUCACAUCUAUCCCGCUUCACUCUUUGUCUCUUAGACUUAACCUCUCAAAAGAACCCAUAAAAAGUCAAAAAGAUAGAAACCAUCUGGACCCGAGGGCCUGAGCAAAGGGAGGGGUGAGUUUACGUCCCAGGUUUGCCCUCCAGUAGAAGGACGCUAGAUUUUUUUUAAGCCUUUUUGCUUGAACAGACUCCCGUAUUGUGCUUUUUAGAUGUUCAUGUUUUGUUUUGGGGUUGUUUGGCGAUUCGACGAAACCACAGAAACAUUUUUUUCAUACGGUUUCUGCAUCACCUUGUCGUAUUCACACGUAGCUUUUACAUGGUUUACAACGUGAUCGGUGGAUCUUUGACUUUACGGGACACCCGCUGCAUGACUCGCCACUUCCUGCUCUUUACAAUCCAAACGUCAUUUUUAACGCGUGCUGUCCACUCAAACCCGUAGGUCACUUCUGGACUUCGCCACUGGAUUCACCUUCACCAGGACAAGUUUGAGGACUCUUUAGUUGGUUUGUUGCGGCGCUGCCACGGUCAGAAACGUCACGCAACUCCUCAGGUGGAGUCAAGCACCCUGCAGGAGUGCCAAUAUCAGCGUCUCUUUGAGAUGAAAUACAAAUGCCAAAUGCCUCUAGCUUCACAGUGCUCACAUGAUGAAAACUCGGAGGACUACGAUUAAUCUGAUGGACUUUGUGCUCCUCCUCAUCUACGACAAACUCCUGCUGCAUUAGAAAUCCGCCAGGAUUAAGACGCCAUCCAUCAAACGCAUAGGAACUUCUACGAGCCUCCUUUUUGUUUUUUAUGGAGUAGGGAAGUGUUUGGUUCUUUCAGUCCAAGUGUUCUUUAUCUGUUUUGAAGGUCCGUUAGUCGUCCAGAAGUAGAAAAAUCCGACUUUGUACUAAAAAAAUAAAUAGAGAAAAAAAAAUCACUCCUUAUUCAAAAGCUUUGAUGUCCUCUUUAGCUCUCUAUAUCUCCUUUAGCUCUUUGCUGUGUUUCGAAAAAGUGAAAGGAAAAAGACGUUUUCUAUAUUUCUACCGCUUCGAGUUGGCGACAGAGUUAAACUAGCUUUUCAGCUUCAAACCACGUGUAUGUACAUAUGAAUAUAUUUGCAUAGACUUUGCUAGGUAUCCCUAAAAACAAGCAAUGUGUCGAUUCUCAGUGGAUCUGUUUGCAUAUACGAGUGUGACUUGGGUAACGUUCGGCGCCACGUCGCAGGGCUCACGCCACCUUCUUGUGACGCCGGUGGAUCGGACUAGUUUCAGUAAUCCUAUUUUAUUCUAGUGUUUGAUGGUGUGCGCACUUUGUUUCACUCACAGAGGCCUGCUUGGUUGUGGUGUCAUAUUCUCUUGCCACGUUUAAAAAAAAAAUAAACAAACCCACAAUCAAAAGGUAAAUCUUACACGGUGGUGUGAACUCAUUAUUAUUAGUAAUGUUUAAUAUUAAUAUUAUUAGGACACUGCCAUUCACUUAGAGUAGUACUAGAGAUAAAAUACACUUUAAAUCUGAGUGUAUCAUGUAAAAUAUCCACGUUAAGCAGACACAAAUAAUUAUAAUUCCCCUUUUCUCCCUUUUAAAGUCAGUGGAUUGGUUUUCGUUUCAAGUGUGUGUGUGUGAACCCCGGCUAUUUAAUAGAACGGUUUCUCUCGAUUGCUUUUUUUUUUUCCUAUUUGAGACGACGCUUAGUGGCAGCUGCUGAUGGUUAUCUACGUAUAAACUGUCCCGGGUUAUAAAGCCCCGUGUGGCUGGCACAGACUCAGAUGCAGCUCAUGAAACAACGUUGUUGGUUUGUGGCGAGUGUCCGGAAAAGAACCUCAAGCUGAUAGGGCGACACAUUUGAUGGCAGUGUUGUUUUGCCAUGAUCAAACCAAGAUUAGGUUAGUACUGUUAAACAUCCCCAAACCCUAUUUUUGAAGACAUUUUACACUUAAAGUGUCAUUGCAGUACAUGAACAUGCUUAUUCACUUUUUCACACGGACUUGUUUUUUUUUUCUUUUCUGUGGUGAAUAUAAAUCUACAAACUGCACAAGGAUUAUUUAUGCAGGAAGUCACUUACUUUGAACUGUCCAGAGAUAACGCAUACCAGCACCUGUGAGGCUCAGCAUCCGACUGAAGGUUCACUCUUUUUAAUCACCGUUUUUAGUUGAACAGCUUGUGCAACAUUUUCUCAACUUAUUCUGGACUUGGGACACAUUUUCAGAUUUGUCAGAUGAUUUAUUUUGGGCCAUAUUUGACAUAAAAGAGCAAAUAUAUAGAUUAUUUUUUUUAUUUUUAUUUAGGCUAAGAUAUUUUAGCUACUUAACCCUGCCAGGUCACCCAGUUGGCCUUUUGGCGGCAUCACUUCCUUCUCCGUUUAUCCGCUGGCAGCAGAGGACGCUUGCAGAAAAACGGAGAAGGAAGUGUCGCCGCCAACAGCAACGAGCUUUGAAGAAGACUGCAGGAGUGGUUGAAACAUCAGCAAAAAAGAAGGUAAAACAACCGUUUUCUGCAUUUAAAAAACUAACUAAUGCAGUUAGAAGGAACAGACAGAAUUAACGCACAAUAUAUAUGUUUUUUUAUGCACUAGAAAGCAUGAUCUGUUCUGAUGAAGAUGGGUGUCUUACAUUUUGACUAACUUAUGGUCAGGAAAAUUUGGAUUAGGAUGGAAAAAAUUAGACCCCUCCUGGGUUCUACCCCCGAAAAGCGCCUGCUAAAGGUGAUUCAGGCAUCAGAUGGGGAUCCAUCCUGGUCCAUCUUGCUUUAGAGGUUUUCUGGGGGCGUCCCUCAGGGAGGACACUUUGGGCACACCCAAAACUCUCUGGAGAACUUAGGAAAAGUAGCUUCAGAGGUGCUGAUAUGCCUUGAAUUCGUAUUUACUUUGAACUCUCUCUUUCUCUCAAACACAAAAAAUUCUUAAGUGAAACAUGGAAUCCAUCUCCACAUAAAUAACUUAACCGUAUUUUUCGUUCCUUUUCCCGUUUCCGUGGCGACAAAGAUUAUUUGGUACUUUUGUCAUAAUGUACAAAAAGGUUCUCUGUCCAAUCUUGCAGUGUAGUCACGAGACAAUCUACAUGAGCAACACGAGAAAAACCUGCACCUGUUACUUGUUGUAUACGAUGUUUUAUAGAAUCUCACUAUUUUUGGAUUAAUUUGUGCUGGUGACAGUUUCCGACGUCUGUUAUGAUGAUGAUGAUGAUAUUAUGGAGCUUUUAUUUUAUUGCUAUUUUUGUGUAGGAUAGCCAACACUUUUUAUUUCCUCUCUUCCUUUACCUUCCUUAUCAUAAACAUAUAGUACUGGUUUUUCCUUUUUUUUAUUUUAUUUUUUUACUUUUAGAAAAAACUUGCUGAAAAUUGCACGAUCAGUUGUUGUGGUAUUAGCAAAUGCAAUGAAGGAAAUACCAGUUAAAUGCUGCAAUUUUAAUUAAGAUAUAGAAUAUAUUUAUAAAAAAAAAUAAAACAGGAAACAACGGAAAUUAGUAAAUCAUGAAUUAAAAAUAUGUAAAUGCAUGGGACACAGGUAACACCUAAGCUUAUGUUACAUACAGUAAUGGUAAGGACAUGCAUCACAAAUGAGUUUAAAAUGGCUCAGAAUAAUGUAGCAUAUGAAAUACUAAAGAUGAAAUUCAUAGCUAAUAUAUUGUGUCGAGCUGGUCUGCUUUGGGUUUUAUUGUAAAGAAAAGAUUUCUUUUUUGUUGUUUUUUCUUUUUGAGAAUGAUAUACAAUUUGUGUAUAUUUUCAUAUACAAAGUAUGCACUGAUAUGUUAUUAAAGUUCUAUACCGCUUUUACAAAAAAAGUGUUUGUUGUACCAAAGUAUCCAAGUCCCUUGAAACCUUAUCCUUUUUGCGUAUGUUUUACCGUAUUUUAUAUAUUAAAUAGACAAACUGAGUGAAAAUGGAAAA
Molecule: messenger RNA, 6219 nt
Organism: Nothobranchius furzeri (turquoise killifish)
Lineage: Eukaryota; Metazoa; Chordata; Actinopteri; Cyprinodontiformes; Nothobranchiidae
Product: myocyte-specific enhancer factor 2D homolog
Biological process (GO): heart development; positive regulation of transcription by RNA polymerase II; cell differentiation
Molecular function (GO): protein dimerization activity; histone deacetylase binding; RNA polymerase II cis-regulatory region sequence-specific DNA binding
Source: RefSeq, a predicted model, not a curated record